Sus scrofa (pig) is the source of this 1424-nucleotide messenger RNA. It is a transcript of the gene PNCK, whose product is annotated as pregnancy up-regulated nonubiquitous CaM kinase. Gene Ontology annotation, biological process: protein phosphorylation. Lineage: Eukaryota; Metazoa; Chordata; Mammalia; Artiodactyla; Suidae. Gene Ontology annotation, molecular function: ATP binding; calcium/calmodulin-dependent protein kinase activity. The record is from RefSeq and is marked provisional.
AGAGGUGACGAGAGCUGAACACAAGGAGCGCUCUGGCUCCUCCGUGGGAAAGGAACUUCAGACAUGCUGCUGCUCAAGAAACAGACGGAGGACAUCAGCAGCGUCUACGAGAUCCGGGAGAAGCUCGGCUCGGGCGCUUUCUCAGAGGUGGUGCUGGCGCAGGAGCGGGGCUCUUCGCACCUUGUCGCCCUCAAGUGCAUCCCCAAGAAGGCCCUUCGAGGCAAGGAGGCCCUGGUGGAGAACGAGAUCGCGGUGCUCCGCAGGGUCAGCCACCCCAACAUCGUGGCUCUGGAGGAUGUCCACGAGAGCCCUUCCCACCUCUACCUGGCCAUGGAGCUGGUGACCGGGGGCGAGCUGUUUGAUCGCAUCAUGGAGCGCGGCUCCUACACAGAGAAGGACGCCAGCCACCUGGUGGGCCAGGUCCUCGGCGCUGUCUCCUACCUGCACAGCCUGGGCAUCGUGCACCGAGACCUCAAGCCUGAAAACCUCCUCUAUGCCACGCCCUUCGAGGACUCCAAGAUCAUGGUCUCUGACUUUGGCCUCUCCAAAAUCCAGGCUGGCAACAUGCUGGGCACCGCCUGUGGGACCCCGGGAUACGUGGCCCCGGAGCUCUUGGAGCAGAAACCCUACGGGAAGGCCGUAGACGUGUGGGCCCUGGGUGUCAUCUCCUACAUCCUGCUGUGUGGGUACCCCCCCUUCUACGACGAGAGCGAUCCUGAGCUCUUCAGCCAGAUCCUGAGGGCCAGCUACGAGUUCGACUCUCCCUUUUGGGAUGACAUCUCCGAAUCAGCCAAAGACUUCAUCCGGCACCUUCUGGAGCGAGACCCCCAGAAGAGGUUCACCUGCCAGCAGGCCUUACAGCAUCUCUGGAUCUCCGGGGACGCGGCCUUUGACAAGGACAUCUUGGGCUCAGUCAGUGAGCAGAUCCAGAAUUUCGCCCGAAACCACUGGAAGCGAGCAUUCAAUGCCACCUCCUUCCUGCGCCACAUCCGCAAGCUGGGGCAGAGCCCAGAGGGUGAGGAGGCCUCGGGGCGGAGGAUGGCCAGCCACAGCCACCCCGGCCUCCAGACUGGCCAGCUCUCUAAGUGGUGACACCCAGGCAGAUGCUGAGGCCGACGGCAUCGACCCCCACUCCCUUCCAAUGGACCCUUCAGUUCCCCCCUCUCCCCCUGCCCACGGGGCUGGCCUCUGCGCACGAGUUUGAGUCCUGUGGGCGGGGUGCAUGGCGCGUGGGGUGGGGGGGCAUGUCCACAGGGGCUCCUUUCCCCUGUCGCUGCCACAUCCCUUCUAGAAGCCAAGAGGCCCCAGGGGCUGUCCUUGCUGCGUGCUGUUCUGUGCUUCGCUGACUGUGAGUGGUGCUGCUUGUGUCGUGGCCCCCCAGCCCUCUCCGGUUUCCCCCAGAUCAAUAAAGACAGACAGAGCAA